CACCGCUCGCGCAGCCCAGAGCAUCCCACAUACUCGCGCGACAUCAAUAACAAUGGCAAACCGUAGUCUGUUUUGGUAGCAGAUCUCUGAUUGGAGCUAGACGGUCCGAAAGCCUAGUCGCUCUGUUCACGUCUUAUUUCUUUUUUUUUUUUUUUUAAAUUGGCGAGUUUCGUCUAAAGACAAGAGCGUUCGUCUAUUGUCAUAUUUGGUCGUUUUUAUAUAUAUAUAUAUAUUUUUUUUUCUUUGGAAAAUGUGCGAGGCGCUGUUGGCAAGCUCACACAGUCUGUGCAUGUGUGUCCCUGCUGCUGCUCUUCUGCUGGGCUACGGCUACUAACCUAGCUGCUUUUCACUCGGUGGUUAGCUAACGUUAGCCUGGCCGCGUUUAUUGACUUGAAGAGAGAGAGAGAGAAAAAAAAAAAAAAACAAACACUAGCGAAUGUAAAGCGUGUUUGCGCGAUCUGUUUUAUGACAACAGUCACUAACUGUUUUCUAGUCGUUGUUGUCGGGUACGGUAAGAAGUGUUGUAUGAUUUGUCGUAGAAAAUACUUUGCUGGCUAGCUAACAGGCUAGCUAUUUGUGUGUAUUCUUCGACUGACUGAGGAAAACGGCGAGUUUUCUUUGAAAGUAUGGAUGACCAGACCAGGAUGAUGACGGGUCUCACCGGACUCGGUGGACUACAGCAAGCCGAUGUCGGUGACCCAGACUCGGUUAGGAAACAGCAGUCACUCGGUCAGCCUCAACAAGACAUAGGGGAUAUCCUACAGCAAAUAAUGGCCAUCACCGACGAGAGCCUGGACGAAGCACAGGCCAGAUGCUGGCCAGAGGAAUCGCCGGCGCAUUGGGGUGGAUCAGACGACCCCACAGAGGGAGGGAGAGCAGGGGGGGGCAUGGCAGGGGGUGGCCUGCCACUCAACUUCCAGCACAGGAAGCAUGCCCUGAACUGUCACAGAAUGAAGCCAGCCCUCUUCAGCGUUCUCUGUGAGAUCAAAGAGAAGACGGUGCUGAGUAUACGAGGUGUGCAGGAGGAGGACCCCCCAGAUCCUCAGAUCAUGCGGUUGGACAACAUGCUGCUAGCAGAGGGUGUGUCGGGACCAGAGAAAGGUGGAGGAUCAGCUGCAGCGGCUGCAGCAGCAGCAGCAGCAGGGGGCUCACCCACCGACAGCAGCAUCGAACACUCCGACUACAGAGCCAAGCUCGCCCAGAUCCGCCAGAUCUAUCACUCUGAACUGGAGAAGUAUGAGCAGGCCUGCAGUGAGUUCACCAACCAUGUAAUGAACCUGCUGAGAGAGCAGUCGCGCACACGGCCCAUCUCUCCCAAGGAGAUUGAGCGCAUGGUGGCCAUCAUCCACCGCAAGUUCAGCUCCAUUCAGAUGCAGCUCAAGCAGAGCACCUGCGAGGCCGUCAUGAUUCUGCGCUCACGCUUCCUUGACGCUAGACGUAAGAGGCGCAACUUCAACAAGCAAGCUACAGAGGUUCUGAACGAGUAUUUCUACUCCCACCUGUCUAACCCUUACCCUAGUGAGGAAGCCAAGGAGGAACUGGCCAAAAAGUGUGGGAUCACCGUGUCUCAGGUCUCUAAUUGGUUUGGCAACAAGAGAAUACGCUACAAGAAGAAUAUUGGUAAGUUCCAGGAGGAAGCCAACCUCUACGCAGUUAAAACAGCGGUGGAUGCUGCCAAUGUGUCUGCGCAGGCUAGCCAGGCUAACUCUCCGGCAACGCCAAACUCAGGUGGAUACCCUGCACCGUGCUACACACCUGACGGGCGGCUAUGAGGAGCUGUCGGGCAGUGGCCUCUACACCCCUCAUCGCCUGGAUAAUACUCUCUUCCCUGACUGUUUGCAGGCUAACAGCUGGCAGGACACCACCAACCCCCCCUCGGUCACCUCCCCUCCCGGUCCUCCUGGCAGCGUCCACUCCGACACCUCCAACUGAUUCGGUGGCUCUCCUUGCCAUCACUUCAUUCCCACCGCGGUCUGCUUCGACUACCAUCCCCUGUCCUCAUUUUUCACUGUUCCCUCGUCUCUCAACUAGACAGCCACACAAGGCUGUACUCGCAUUUCAUAAACACACACUGUGCUGGAACACAGGACAGCCGACCAGUAGUUAGGAGGAAUUCUCCCUCCUCCCCACAGCUCCACUUCAAUGCUAGAAGCUCCAUAACUCUGAAUGAAAGAGGGACGGAGCUUACUGAUGCCGAGACAGAUAGAAAACAUCUUUACUAUCAAGGACCUUUUGAAAACCACUGACCCAGCUGUGUAGAUGAUCAUGAUGUCUGUACAUUAUGUGUAUAUGCACGUUAACUUCACACAGUACUCACACAGCUUGUCCAUGUGCUGUUGACCUCUGCACUCAACCCUUUGCUUUGGAAAACUGUGUGUGAUUGCCUGUAUCUCUUGAAGCCUUGGCAUUUGACAGCCAAACUGUUGAUACGGAUCACCAGGGAGCUCUGCUCACCUUGCUCGUACCAAAGUGCUGCCCCAGUAGUUGUCAACACAUCUGUUCCUCUUGAGAUCACCCUCCGCCGACUCAACACAAGACACUGUUGUAACUUCCAGUCCUUAUAGCUUGAUGUUCCAUUCUGUUGGAGAUUUCAAAGUGAGUACUUGAGAUAUGCACAAAUGUGCAUGCACCCCCCCUUCCAUAACGCACACCUCACAACUUUUCAGUCGUUUUCAUAGUGAGCUGACAUAAAAGAUGUGUCGAGCACAAAAGUUAGUAUCCUCGUUGUGGGCGUGUCUACCUGUAAAAUGGUAGUUAAGGGGAUCACUGUUCUAAACCAGACAGGACAGAUGAUGAUAGGGCUGGUGAGAAGAGGAGGAAAGGGCAGACAGAGGAGAAUAUCUUUGGUUGGGUGGAUGUAACUAAUAGCCCUUUUUGUUGCUAACCAAUAGAGGGUGUUGGUAGAUGGCUUGUAGACUUUACUUCUUGCUUUCUGUCCACUAGUUUAUUUGAUUGUAGGCUAUUUUCUAAUGCUGUUUCACCAAGAAUGCACCAGCCACCACCAAAAAUGAGCUCAAUAAAGCAUCUAAAUGACGUUAGGAGAUGGGUGGAAAGAUUGUGGGGCAUUGAUGUGUUAUUGGGACAAACGUGACAUGAAUUUAGAAACGUGACUGUCUUCCAUGCAUGUAGGACUUCUAGGCGUGAUAAUAUUGUUUUCAUUUAACCUUCCGAGUUUUUAGCUUCGUUUUUAUUAACAAAAAAAUAAAGGGUAUAAUUAUUACAGUCAGACCAAAAAGGAAAAAGUGCAUCAUGUAUUGCUAUGAUGUGUGUGUCUCUGUGUGGGCGUGUGUACAGUGUUCUUGGGAUGUCUUAGUCAAACUGGCUGGUGCCCUCUGACCUUUGUAAGCAUUAUAGAGACUGGGUGCUUCCACCAGCCAAUGGCACACCAGGUGGGGUUCAACUGAGAUCUCCUCCCCAUCUUGAAACAUUUAAACUUGUGAGCCCGAGGCAACACAUUACAACCUUCUGUUGUACCAAAACCAAAAAUACCACAUUCAGCAAUGUAAUAAUGCUACUCUGUAUCUCUCUCUAAAGUUGGUGCACAGCCACCUUUUCAGUUUGAGGAGAGGAGGGAAUUAUAUUUGUAUCUGUGUCUCUCUGUGUGGUGUUGUCAUGCCUCAAGUUGAUUUGAUUUUUGGGGGGUUUUGUUGUGGGGCGUUCAUGGGAGGGUGGGUGGAGUGAGGACUGUCAUAUCACACCUGUAUUUUGAUUGUGAGCAUAGAAGGUAUGCUCUCCCCUGUACCCAUCUUUUAAUAUUUUCUGGUAAAACCACAACUAUUUUCCUCUUAGUUCUAUGGCCAAUUGGGCAAGGGCUUCUCUCUCUCCUCUGUUACCAAAAAAAGAGGCAGCACUGGGUGUAGUAAAACUCUUAACUCACGUUUAAGACAUACCUGCAACCUGUUUUUGGUGAUUUACAUUUUUUGGAACUAUUUUAUACAUUAACGGUUAUGUGAAUAACAAAGCAUUUUGAUAGUAAGGUAAAGCCUUAUGAAGAUUUAAGUGUCAGUCAAGACUUUGUUGAACCAUGUUACAGAACAAAACUUGAGCUUCUAGGCUGGUCAUAUGUGAUUUCCCACAUCUAAUUACUUAUUUUGUUACUCAUCGCAGUUCAUACGACUGUAUCUUAUGAAUAACGUUAUCACCACACCAAAUUAUCAUCCUCCCCCUUUUUCUACCUGUUGUAAUGGAUGUCACUGUACAGUUUGUGUAAUGUUUCAGUAUUUUUUCUUUUUUCUUUUAUAAACUUUGUUGUUUGUUUGAGAUCUGCCAGUUUUAUUUGGCCUUUGUGUCACAGGAUUCACAAUAACUCUGUAUCAGUUUUGAAUAUUAUUUAGGUCUUUUGUUACAUAACCGGGAGGCAAUGUGGGGUUUACAGGUGUAAACAUUUGGUGCUGUGGAACAAAAACUAUCAAUUGAGGUUCUCCAGUGGUCAUGAUUUGAUGCAUUUUUGACGUAUAGAUUUUAUGGACCCCUCCCUUUCCAAUUCACUUUCAGUUUCUAACUUUUCCACACUUUUAAAUCUUUUCUGAAACCUGCUCAAAUUAUUCCACUGAAUCUCUAAGGUCUUUUUAAAAAGGAGUUUUGAAAACAGUUGAAUAGUUACAUGAAGGGCUGUUAAUACAAACUCUUCUUUUUCCAAAUGUAUCAGCCCAUGUAGCUAAACGUAAAGGUGCAACCCUAAAAUGUAUUCCCGUGGGUCAUUUUUAAUGCUGAAACAUUGUGAGUAAGUGAGAAUAAGCAAGUAUUUGCAUGCAACUCAGGGUGUUGAUGCUGAAUUUGCUUUGAAAAGUUGUGACAUCAUGAAAGAGGAAGGCCUACAUACCUUUACACUUAAAUGCGUACAGAUAAAAAAACAUUCAUGUCUAAACACUAAAACACACGUUGUCCCCCUAUAUCUUAGAUCUGCAAUUCUAAAACACAGAACAUAAUUUUACAUUUAACCGUUGAUCAUGUUUAUAUCUCGUUUGGAUUCUGACUAAAUGACUUCCACAGCAUCAAAUGGCUUCCUAAACCUUUUGAUUUCUUUUGUUUUUAUUAGUAUAUUUGUAUCUCCCCUCUUUCCCUUGUAUUUACCCCUCUCUCUACCUCUGUCUUUCCAUUUCUCUUGUAUAUAACCCCCACUGUUUUCAGACUUGUGAGUCUGUAUGAACUCCUUUUAUACCUCAACUUUAGAAUUGUUCUAGAAAGAGUAAAAACAAAAAGGAAGAAUAUGACAAAUUGUAGUGUUCUUAUUAGAAAAUUAAUAAAAUGAUUUAGUGUGAUUUUUCAGUAUUUGAUUUCAGACUUUAGAGUGUUUCAUUUUAUAAUUUGUCACAAAUGCUCUUGUGAUAGUCAAAUGUAAUAAAAGGAGAGAUUGCACCAUC
Molecule: messenger RNA, 5363 nt
Organism: Dicentrarchus labrax (European seabass)
Lineage: Eukaryota; Metazoa; Chordata; Actinopteri; Moronidae
Gene: pbx4
Product: pre-B-cell leukemia transcription factor 4
Exons: 9
Coding region: 627-1772 (381 amino acids)
Biological process (GO): eye development; regulation of transcription by RNA polymerase II; neuron development
Cellular component (GO): nucleus
Molecular function (GO): DNA-binding transcription factor activity, RNA polymerase II-specific; RNA polymerase II cis-regulatory region sequence-specific DNA binding
Source: RefSeq, a predicted model, not a curated record